This is a messenger RNA of Bicyclus anynana (squinting bush brown), 12719 nucleotides long. RefSeq names its product dynein axonemal heavy chain 6 (gene Dhc16F). Gene Ontology annotation, cellular component: dynein complex. Gene Ontology annotation, molecular function: dynein intermediate chain binding; dynein light intermediate chain binding; ATP hydrolysis activity. Gene Ontology annotation, biological process: microtubule-based movement. The transcript has 68 exons. Bases 1 to 12252 code for a protein of 4083 amino acids. The record is from RefSeq and is a predicted model, not a curated record. NCBI's taxonomy places the organism in Eukaryota, Metazoa, Arthropoda, Insecta, Lepidoptera, Nymphalidae.
AUGGACAACGGCAGUACGCAUCGUAGAUCUAUGCUUACUACUUUACCAGCUAUAGAAACGCUACAAAGGAAUGUCCGUAAAGUACCUAUAUAUCACACUAGGAAACCCAGAGAUAUUCCGUUUCAUCUGCCACAUAAAAAACUAGUUGAAAGAAUUGAAUAUGUUGAAAAGGAAGCUGAGCCAUUGACAGGUUUUGCUGCAGCACAAGAGGAAAGAAUAAAAAAUGAAAGAAAGACUGGUAAAAUACAGCUAGAGCCAAUAAAAUUAGAUGAUGGCAAUAAAAAAAAGAAAGCUAUCACAAUUCGAGAGUCGCGUAGUAGUUUAGAUGGCUACAAACCAGGAGACACAAUAGACCCUCUAAAAGUCAAACCAGAGGUCAAAUCGCAGGAAGAAGUUAUUGAGACAGUAAGAAAAGACCCGACCGGUGGAUUUUUAUACAUGAUAUACGCGGUUCAUCCACAGAAUGUUUAUUUUACUCCGUAUUAUCUAAAUGUGGUACCAUACGAGCAGAUUAACAAAACGAACUAUUUCACAAUAAGCGCCUGCGGUGUGACGCAUUAUACUAAUGAAAUGGUCUUCACAAAGCUCACCGAUUGGGAACGGGAAUAUAUAAUAUUUACGAAAUUCACUGACAUAAAAUUUUUUCGCGUAUACCGAUAUUGGAAAGCAUUUUACGUUUGGCGUAAAUCAAUUCUAUUUCGCAAGUUCAGUAAAAUGCGAACAAGGACUGCUAAGAAGCUGUUCAUCCUUACGCCGAUGUUGGGAAAGGCAUUGCUCAGCAUACAAGCCAUGUGCUGCGAUAUGUACAUGAAGAGUUUCGCCGACCUUUCCAGGGAUAUGGAUACCGCAUUUUUCUACUUCAUCGAAGUUCAGAUGAAACGUCUGGAAUACGUUCGCGAAAAGUUGCAAGAGUUUCGAUCCGUUGUGUUGGAAGUGGUCACAGCCGCUUGCCAUGCAGCGUUGUAUCACCAGGGCUUCACCUACGAUGACCGUAAUGUGCCGCCCUUUCAAAUCAUUCGUGGUAAGCCUACAGGCGGUAUGUCCUAUACUGAGAAGGCAAAUAAACGGAAGUACUGUGAACGGCUCGCAAGCUUGAUAAAACUGGUGGACUACAUGAAGAACUAUAUGCUUUACCGUUUGACGAAACGAUCAAAUAUGCAAAUGGCGGGAAUGUUGCGUACACACAUGACGUUUAUGCCGUCAUUGGAACUCCUUUCAGGAAUGGAGGUGGACGAAGUGCUUGAAGCUUGGCCUCGACAAACCGACGAUUGCAAGUGGGCACUGUUUCAAGUGGACACAUACGUACUUCCCUCGGGAGAGGCGCUGUUGAACCCAAGUGAGAAAGUGAUAACAAGUUACAUGCAGAAAAUAACCGAUUAUUGGGAUGAAUACGUACGAACUUUCCACAAUUACCUAAAUGACGAGACAUUACAAAUCUUUGUGCAACCCACGGUAAUGGGGAAGCAGAUGGACUGGACGGCUGGAGAAUCGCCUAACCUAUACUUUCUUAUGAAUCAAGACAAGACAUUGCUGAGUGACAUUCAGCUAAUUUCGCAAGUACCCCACGACGCUUUCGAUAAAGUGUGGAUAUUCUUAGGACGUAUGAAACGCUUCGUGAACAAUUUCAGAGAAGCUCACGUAAUGGAUCUCAAUAUCAUCAAAAAUGAAAGGGACAUAAACGCAUUUAGACGCCUGUGCACAGAACUCGUGAAGCAAAUGGAUGAAAUAGAGGAAGUUGUCAAUUUCCAACCACUGGGGUUGAUAUUCUUGAACCUUUCCCCUUUCCAGGAAUUGUUUAGACCGCAACCGAGAAAACUAUUUGAAGUUGUUAAUUCUACUACGCCCGAAAUUGGUCACGAUUGUAUCGAGUGUAUAUUAGAAGGAAUCGAAUCGAUUAAUAACGAUAUAACAAAAGAACCCGAAUCAGCAGGUGAACUGGUUGCCUUCAAUUAUCUGUUAGAUGGCCUCGAGAAGAGAUUGGCUUACCUUGAAGAACGCUUAGAGUAUCUACGUGAACUAUAUGAUUUGAUGGGCGAAUUCAAUAUAGCUAUCCCACCGGAUGAUAUGAAUGAAUACUUAGGUCUAAGUGUGGUUCUGGGCACACUUCGUACAGAUGUAGAUGCACGUUUAGAGACUCGUAGCAAAUUAGCUGGUUUGUUUGCAAGUCAGAUCGGCAAGGACAUAAUGGAUUUGAUCGUUGACGUCAACAAGCUGAGAGAGGAAAUCGCGUUACCAUGGUUAUACGAUGAAAAGUCUGACGCGGAAAAAGUUACUGAAGUAUUAAAUGAUCUUAUGGAGAAACUAACGGAUUUCUCUGCAAGAGACAAACAGAUACGCGAGUGGCAGAAAAUAUUUAAAAUACCACCAGCAAGACUAGAUAUGCUGGACGAAGCUAUAAACGAUGUCAAAUUGAGGCAAAUGCUAUGGAAAUCAUCGAAGGAAUGGAAUGAAUUAUUUAAAACAUGGCAUGAAGUACCAUUCAAUACAUUAGACGUAGACGAGAUACAGACAACUACUGGCAAUUAUGGCAAGAUUUUUAAUCAGGUCGACAAGGGAUUACCUCCAAAUAAGAUUAUACCUGGUUGUAAAGCUACUAUUGAUAUUAUCAAAGAAAAGUUGCCUGUUAUGUCAUACCUACGUAAUCCAGCAUUGAAACCACGGCACUGGGUGAAGAUUGAAGAAAUUCUACAUACGCGCUUCACACCUGACGCGGUAGUCACUCUAAAAGUGCUAGAAGAAUUACAAGCGUUCCAGCACGCCGAAGAGCUGAUGGAAGUAGCAGGUCAAGCUAGCUCGGAGGCUGGUUUGGAAGCUUUGCUGAAAAAGGUGGAAGAGAUAUGGGCAACUCUAGAAUUUCCAGUAGUACUGCACAAAGAUGCGCGUGAUGUUUUCGUAUUGGGAGGAUUAGACGAGAUCCAAGCAGCUGUUGAUGAAAGUAAUAUCCAUGUCAGCACAAUACUCAGUUCACGAAACUGUGGCCCUAUUCGCAGCCGUGUUGAGGAGUGGGCCAAGAAUCUAGAACUCUUCUCACGGACUGUAGAAGAAUGGUACCUUUGUCAGCAGACAUGGAUUUAUCUGGAAGUGAUUUUCUCGGCACCAGACAUUCAGCGUCAGUUGCCCAAUGAGACCAGACUAUUUACUAUUGUUGACAAGUCAUGGAAAGACAUUAUGCGUAAAGUCGCCAAGGUGCCACUAGCAAUGCCAGCAGCGACUCAACCAAAGCUAUAUGAGGAAUUCAUUCGCAAUAACGAAAUGCUUGAUCAAAUAAUGAAAUGCUUGGAAGCGUAUCUGGAGACAAAGCGCGUCGCUUUCCCGCGUUUUUUCUUCCUUUCUAACGAUGAGUUACUGGAAAUUUUGGCACAGACCAGAAACCCUCACGCUGUCCAACCGCAUUUACGAAAAUGUUUCGAUGCAAUUGCCAAACUUGAAUUCGGAGUCAAACUUCCCGAAAGCGAAAUGGAAAUCACAGAAGAUGGCACGCUUGUGGAGCGAGAGAUGUCUUUUAAUACCAGAGAUGCUUUGCAAGCACGUUUAGCGAAGACUGCUAAAGCUGAAGAUUUGACUACUGAUAUUAUUGCUAUGCUAUCACCAGAAGGCGAAAGGGUUAAUUUAGGCAAGGGUCUUAAAGCUCGUGGUAACGUCGAAGAUUGGCUUGGUAAAGUAGAAGAGGCGAUGUUUGCGUCGGUAAAACGUUGUAUGAAAUUCGCUUUACGUGACUACAUGCAACGACUGCGUGUAGAUUGGGUCUCAUUGCAUCCCAAUCAGGUCGUUCUUGCUGUAUCUCAAAUGAUGUGGGCAAAGGGUGUUCACGAAAUAUUCGAUCUGGAGAUUCCAUUGCGCAUUGACACCGGUCUUUUGAAUUAUGAAAAGAAAUGCAUAUCUGACCUGAACGAUCUGGCUGCACUCACGAGAAAAGACUUGAGCUCAUUGUUCAGGAAAGUUCUGUGCGCUCUGAUAACAGUGGAUGUACAUGCUAGAGAUACAAUCUCCCAAAUGGUAGAUAAACAUGUACAGAAAGCCUUGGAUUUCGAGUGGCUCAAAAUGAUUCGCUAUUAUUGGGAGGAGGAUAUCGACAACUGCGUCGCACGUAUGUCCAGCUCGAUGUAUAUUUACGGGCACGAAUAUUUGGGAGCUGGAGGUGUGCUGGUGAUAACGCCAUUGACAGAUCGUUGUUACCUGUGUCUGAUGGGAGCUUUACAAUUGGACCUAGGGGGCGCCCCUGCAGGACCCGCCGGUACAGGGAAGACGGAAACUACAAAAGAUCUUGCUAAAGCACUCGCUAUACAGUGCGUGGUAUUCAAUUGUUCUGAAGGUUUGGAUUACAAGAUGAUGGGACGGUUUUUCUCCGGAUUGGCAACAUCUGGUGCGUGGUGUUGUUUCGAUGAAUUCAAUCGGAUCGAUAUUGAGGUGCUUUCUGUGAUCGCUCAACAACUCAUCACUAUCAGGAAUGCGAAAGUUGCAAAACAAGCGCGAUUUAUGUUUGAGGGGCGUGAAAUUAAACUAGUGCGAACAUGUGCGGCAUUCAUUACUAUGAAUCCAGGAUACGCUGGCCGCACAGAGUUGCCGGACAAUCUAAAGGCGCUCUUCCGUCCUAUAUCUAUGAUGGUACCAGAUUACGCUUUGAUCGCGGAAGUUAUCCUCUACUCGGAAGGGUUCGAAUCAUCGAAAGGACUCGCUAAGAAAAUGGUGCAAAUGUAUAAAUUGUCUAGCGAACAACUGUCCAAACAAGACCAUUACGACUUUGGUAUGAGGGCUGUCAAAAGUGUUCUUGUAAUGGCUGGAGCCUUGAAACGUGCGAGCCCGGACCAGCCUGAAGAGAUGACUCUGCUAUGCGCACUAAACGAUAGUAACUUGCCCAAGUUUUUGGCUGCGGACGCUACACUCUUCGCUGGCAUAUUGUCGGACUUAUUUCCAGGGGUUUCUCUUCCGGUGCGGGACUAUGGCAUCAUGGUGGAUGUGAUCAAGGAGAUAUUGCUGGAGAGGAAAUUGCAAAUAAUGGACUGUCAGAUUCUCAAAGUUAUUCAACUCCACGAAACUAUGAUCGUGCGCUGGGGCGUGAUGCUUGUUGGACCCACCGGUGGCAGCAAAACUGUUGUACUACACGUAUUGGGAGACACUUAUACGCGGUUAAAAGAGCAAGGAGUGGAAGGUCCGCAGUAUAAUAUAGUGCACAAAUAUAUUAUGAACCCAAAAAGUUUAAGUAUUGGAGAGUUAUACGGAGAGGUUAAUCUGCAAACUCUAGAAUGGCACGAUGGUAUACUACCUUUAUCACUCAGAACCGCUGUACAGAGUGAAACCACAGAUCACCAGUGGCUCAUUUGCGACGGUCCAGUAGAUGCCGUGUGGAUCGAGAACAUGAACACCGUGCUUGACGAUAACAAAAUGCUAUGUCUCUCAAAUUCGGAACGCAUAAAACUUACUCCCUACGUACACAUGGUAUUUGAGGUGGCAGACUUAGCUCAAGCAUCACCAGCUACGGUGUCUCGAUGCGGGAUGGUAUACAUUGACCCUAAUGAAAUGGGUUACCUACCGUAUGUAAGGUCAUGGCUUAAUGAAGCGGUGGAGAAGAAUCUCUUCACGCAGGAGAAUUGGGAAUUUGUAUAUGAACUCUUCAAAAUGCUCGAUGUUGGAGUUGGGCACGUUAAUAGCAAAUGCAGUGUUGGUAUUAAACAGGUGGAUAUAAGUAAGGUAGCGACUCUAUGUUGCCUGCUUGGUGCCUUACUAGGAGAGCCAGGCGACAGAUUCAGUGAUAAAGCCGCCGUCAAAGUAUAUAUCGCACAUUGUUUCAUCUUUUGCUACGUUUGGAGUAUUGGUGGAAAUAUCCUUGAAAUGAACCGCAAGGCUUUUGAAGAGGUCAUCAAGAGGCAGUUCGAGGUGUUUGAAGAAGCUGAAUACUUCCCGCAAGGUUUUAAUUUCUUCGACAUGUAUAUGGAUACUAAGCAACGCAAACUGAAAGUGUGGGCGGAAAUAAUACCGGAGUUUUUGUAUGAUUGCAAUAAGCCGUUCUUUGAAACCCUAGUCCCCACUAUUGACACUGUUCGCUAUGGAUAUUUAUUUGAAAAACUUCUUUCCGCUGGAAAACCUGUCAUGUUCACGGGAAACACUGGCGUUGGAAAAACGUGUGUCGCUGCUAAAGUACUGCAGAAAGUCUCAGCGACGGGCCAUUUUAUUCCUGUGAUAUUGAACUUUUCGGCACAAACCAGCAGCCCUCGCACGCAGGAAGUAAUCGAGCUUCGUCUUGACAAACGACCCAGAAGAGCUAUAGGUGCACCGCUUGGUAAAAAAGUGAUCAUAUUCAUCGAUGAUGUAAAUAUGCCUCGUCUCGAUGUCUAUGGCGCUCAACCUACUAUAGAGUUACUUCGGCAGUUUCUCGACUUCGGUGGUCUUUACGACCGCGACAAACUGUACUGGAAAGAAAUUUUAGACGUUGUAUUGUCUUGCGCCUGUGCCCCACCAGGAGGCGGUCGUAACCCACUCACUGGACGUUUUGUUCGCCAUUUUGCCAUGUUCUAUAUAUCGGCGCCCAAUUCUGAUGCCAUGAAGACCAUAUUUAAGGCCAUUCUAACUGGACACAUGGAGGACUUCGUAACAGAAGUGUCUGUACUGGGGGAGCCCAUUGUGAAUGCAGCGGUUGAAGUGUACUUGAAAAUUUGCGCGGAACUGUUGCCGACACCUGCGAAAUCUCACUACGUGUUCAACUUGAGGGACCUCUCCAAGUCUAUGCAGGGAGUGCUUCAGGCUGAUGCAGCAUACAUGCGCGCUCCGCAGGGUAUGCUUAGGUUGUUCUACCAUGAAUGCCUUCGCGUUUUCCACGACCGUUUGAUCAAUAUAGAAGAUAAAAGUUACUUCUAUCAUCUUAUGAGUACAGUGUGUCAGAAGAACUUUCAGCAACCAAUUCUUAAUAUACCGGAUACACCUAUCAUUGAUCAACCUCCGAUAUUAUUAUUCGGGGAUUUCAUGAAUUCAGCCAUCCCCAAGGAAAUGAGACAGUACCAAGAAAUACCGGAUUUGGAAAAACUAAUGGUUAUUUUAAAGGAAUACCUCGAUGAGUACAAUUCGACGGCGCGUGCAGAGAUGCAUCUUGUAUUGUUUCGAGACGCUGUGGAGCAUAUAGUGCGUGUAGCACGCGUGCUACGAGCGGAGAGGGGCCACUGCCUCAUGGUCGGCCCCGGUGGUUCGGGUCGCAGAUCAGUCGCCACACUCGCUGGCCAUGUGAACGAAUGCAAAUGUAUGGGCAUGGAGAUAAAGCGCAAUUAUGAUACUCCGGAGUUCCACGACGACCUGCGCGGCAUGUACAUGCGAGCAGGCGUCGCUGCCGAAGACACGGUGUUCCUUUUCACCGACACCCAGAUAACCAAGGAGGAGUUCCUUGAAGACAUCAAUAAUAUGCUUAACUCAGGUGAAGUCCCUAAUCUAUUUGAAGGAGACACCUACGAACAGGUACAGUCGGGAUGUCGAGGUGAUGCAGCCAAAGUCGGCGUCAAUCCUGGUGAUCGUGACGCAGUUUACUAUUUCUUUAUAAACCGCGUGAGAGGGAAACUGCAUCUGUGUAUCUGUAUGAGCCCCGUUGGUGAAGCUUUCAGGCGAAGAUGUCGUAUGUUUCCGUCACUAGUGAACUGCUGCACCAUAGAUUGGUUCACAAAAUGGCCUCCAGAAGCUUUGCGUUCAGUCGCUCAACAAUGUUUACAACCUCUCGAAAACGCUGACAUAAUAGAAAAAAUAUCUACCCUCGCUGUUUCUAUGCAUCAGGACGUAGAUGUGAUGACGGGACGCCUCUACGAUGAGAUGCGACGUUAUUUCUACACAACACCGAGUAGCUAUCUCGACUUAUUAAAGCUCUACCUGAUGCUGCUGGACAAAAAACAGCAGGAAAUCUUGCGUGGCCGUGACCGCAUCUCUUGCGGUUUGCAGAAAUUAUAUGAAACCUACGAAGUUGUGGGUGUAAUGGAACAGCAAGUGCGUGAUAUGGAGCCAAUUCUUGCGAAAAAGGCCGAAGAGGGUGUAGCUCUCGUAGCUAGACUCAAAGUAGAGCAAGCAGCAGCUGAUGAAGUAAAGAAAGCCGUUAUGAAAGACGAAGCAGCGGCUAAGAUUAAAGCUGAUGAAGUCAAGGAAAUCGCCGAUGAAGCGAAAGCUGAUCUAGCGAUGGCCAUGCCAGCGAUGGAAGCAGCUCAAAACGCGCUUAAAGCGCUAAAUAAGGCUGACAUCAACGAGUUGAAAGCCUUUCAGAAACCACCGGCUCUUGUUCGCUUUGUUAUGGAACCCGUGUGUAUACUACUUGGUGCAAAACCGGACUGGGAUUCUACUAAAAAGUUGUUAGCCGAUGUGAACUUUAUUCGGAAUUUGGAGGAAUAUGACAAAGACCAUAUUCCGGAUGCAACGUUGAAAAAAAUUAAAGUUUAUCUCACCCAUAAAGACUUCAAUCCGGACACUGUUGUUAAAGUUUCAAAGGUAUGCAGAUCUAUGGUUUUAUGGGUGCAAGCAAUUGAUAUGUAUGCCAAAGUUUUUAGAGUUGUCGAACCGAAGAUUAUCGCACAUAAAGAAGCUGCUGCUAUAUUGAAGAGUGUGAUGGCGGUACUGCGUGCAAAACAGAAAGAGGUCGAGGCUAUUGAGGCCCAACUGGCGGCUAUGAUGGGGGAGCUUCGGUUAGUUGAAGAAGAGCGGAUUAAGUUGCAAGCUGACGUGGAUUUAGCAGCCGCUCGGUUAAUGCGAGCUGGUAAAUUAACUCAGGCACUCGCCGAUGAACAAACACGCUGGGAGGAGAGUGUUAAGGUAGCAACGUACAAAUUGAAAUGUACCACGGGCGAUAUUAUAAUCGCGUCUGGCUGUAUCGCGUAUUUUGGAGCUUUCCCAUCGAACUACCGUCGAGAACUUGAGGCCAAAUGGGUUGAACAAUGUCGACACCUAGAAAUACCAUCGUCUGAUACUUUUGAUUUAAUUACAAUAAUGGCGGAUUCAUACACGGUGCGCACUUGGAACGCCCAGGGUCUUCCAAGAGAUGCCGUGUCAACUGAAAAUGGUAUUCUGGUGACGCGCGCAGGGAGAUGGCCACUGACAAUUGAUCCACAGGAACAAGCGAACAGGUGGAUCAAAAACAUGGAACGCAGCAAUGGUCUACAGAUCACUAAGCUUUCCGAUCCCGGGUACCUUCGAAUGCUAGAAAACUGUAUACGUCUCGGAUGGCCGAUGCUCAUUGAGGACUUGGGCGAGGCAUUAGAUGCUACGCUCUCACCCGUUUUGCUCAAACAGACAUUCCUGCAGGCCGGUCGUCUACUUAUCCACCUAGGUGACAGCGAUAUAGAGUACGACACUAACUUCCGACUCUACCUCACCACAAAGUUGGCUAACCCUCACUAUCUUCCCGAGAUCUGCAUACAAGUUACACUUGUGAACUUCACCGUUACGCUGUCCGGCCUUGAAGACCAAUUGCUUGCGGAUGUUGUCCGUCUUGAGCGACCAGACUUAGAACUUUUACGUUCGGAACUCAUUGUGCGUAUUAAUAGCGACAAAUCCACUCUUCUAGAGAUUGAGGAUAAAAUUCUACGUUUGCUUUAUGCUUCUUCUGGAAAUAUUUUAGAUGAUGAAGAACUUAUUGAGACACUCAACGAAAGUAAGGAAACAUCUGAAAUAAUCAACGCUCGGUUGUUGGAGACGGAGGCGACAGAAAUAAGUAUUUCUGCCGCACGAGAGAAAUACCGCACGGUGGCGACUCGAGGCGCUGUGCUUUACUUUGCAGUGGCACAACUCGCCGACAUCGACCCUAUGUACCAGUUCUCGCUGAAAUACUUCAAUCAAGUAUUCAAUAUAGUGAUAGAGAAAAGCGAGAAAUGUGAUAUUCUCGAACGCCGCUUGGAGAUUCUGCACGAUGAAAUAACACUAUCGGUAUACCGCAACGUCUCUCGUGGUCUGUUUGAGCGACACAAGCUUGUGUUUAGCUUCCUGCUCAACAUGGCAGUGUUUUUGCACGCCGGUCGAGUGCAUUCAGACCAAUGGAACUUCGUGUUGAGGGGUGCGGCUGGGACCAAAGUGGUACCUCCUAAGAAGCCACUCAUAGAAACACUCACGGAUCAAAUGUGGCUAGCAGUAAAUCACCUUGAGGAAACAGACCCUAGAUUUGCAGGUCUCGUGGAUGAUUGUUUAAAAAAAAUCAAUGUCCAACUUGGAACUUUUAGUUUGGAUAUUCACAUUAACAAAAAUCAGCUGAAUCCUCCAACAAAAAGCUGGAAUACUCAUUUAAAUGACUUUGAGAAGCUUAUGUUAAUAAAGUGCUUGAAAGAAGAGAAGUUAGUGUUUGCCAUUGCUCAGUAUGUCAGCAUAAGUUUGGGAUCUGUCUUCAUUGAAAGCCCGACUGUACAACUGAAUACCCUGUAUGCAGAUACAGCAGCCUCUAUUCCCUUGGUAUUUGUAUUAAGUACUGGCUCAGAUCCAUUCGGCGCUUUCCAAAAGUUUGCUACCGAGAUGGGUAUGAGAAGUCGGGUGCAUUCAAUAUCUCUAGGUCAAGGUCAAGGACCUGUUGCUGAAAAAAUGAUCAUGAACGCUAAGCCCAAAGGUGACUGGGUUUUUCUGCAGAAUUGUCAUUUGGCAGCUUCGUGGAUGUUGAGCCUUGAAAUAAUAGUGGCCAACCUAGGAAGCGAACAGAGCGCCUUGAGUCCCGAGUUUCGUCUUUAUCUUAGCUCUAUGCCCACGCCGAAGUUUCCUGUAUCGGUACUUCAAAACUCGGUCAAGGUCACAAACGAACCCCCGAAAGGUCUCAAGGCCAAUGUCAAAAGGGCUCUUGUAGAAAUGGAAGAAGAUUUCUUCGAAAAUCAUGUACUGGAGCAAGAUUGGCGAACAAUGCUGUUCGGGAUUUGUAUGUUCCACGCAAUAAUACAGGAGCGUAAAAAGUUCGGCCCGCUCGGGUGGAACAUCACAUAUGAGUUUAACAACAGUGACCGGGAAUGCGCAAUGAUGAAUUUGCAAAUGUUCUGCGAAUCCGGCCACAUCCCUUGGGAUGCGCUGGAGUACAUAACUAGUCAGAUUACAUACGGUGGCCGCGUGACCGAUAUGUGGGACCAACGGUGUUUAACGACUAUUCUAAAACAGUUCUUCGCGCCACCUACUCUAGAAGAUGCUUACAAAUAUUCACCUUCUGGCAUAUACUAUUGUCCACGUCUGGACAAACUGGCAGCGGUACGGGAUUACUGCGACGGGCUGCCCGUUAUUGAAGAUCCUGAAGUCUUUGGAAUGCAUGACAAUGCUAACAUAGCGUUUGAGAAUAAAGAGACAAGCACGCUAAUACGCACAAUAGUGGAUGUACAGCCUCGAUCAGGCGGCGGCGGCGGUGGUGAUACUCCUGAUCAGAUAGUGUGGAGGAUCUGCGACCAAACGCGCGCUUCCAUCGCCAAGAGCGUGGACAAGUCACUCAUCAACCCUGACUUAAUGGUACCUGAUGACAUGGGACAGCUGCACUCGCUGUCAACAGUACUGUUACAUGAAACUGAUAGAUUCAACACCCUCCUUGGCCUCAUACACAGCUCGCUCAAUGAAUUACAAAAAGCUAUUAAGGGUAUAGUGGUAAUGUCGGAAGCAUACGAAGCUGUUUUUACCGCUUUCAUAAAUAAUAAAGUUCCGGAUAUGUGGCACCGCAAAGGUUAUAACUCCCUCAAGUCGCUUGGCAGCUGGAUACACGACCUGACUUUAAGACUGGACUUCAUUGAGAAAUGGCUGAUAGAUGGAGCUGCACCUAGCAGUUGGGUUUCUGGCCUGUUCUUCCCUCAAGGUUUGUUGACGGGCGCACUGCAAGCCUAUGCCCGCCGAUAUAGGGUGCCCAUAGAUGCACUUAUGUUCGACUUCGAGCCCAUCAACUAUUUCCUUUCGCAAGAGGAUGUCUUUAAGAGCAACAAAUUGAAGAAAACAAAGGAUCCUACUGAUAUGAGAGUAUUUGGUCCGUUGGAAAAGCCUGAAGACGGCGUCAACAUUCACGGAUUGUUCAUCGAUGCUGGCAGAUGGGACGCUCAACAGAAUCUGCUCGUCGAUGCACUGCCAGGUCAAAUGAACGCACCGCUACCGGUCGUGUGGUUCAAGCCGGUGCUGUCUCUACCCAAACCGGAUCCGCGCUACGAAGCGCCCUUGUACAAGACAUCGGAGCGAGCUGGCACAUUGUCUACUACAGGGCACAGCACCAAUUUCGUGUUACCUGUGUUGUUGCCUUCCAACAUGCAUUCAGAGUAUUGGAUCAUUCGCGGAACGGCCCUCCUAACACAAAUUACCGAUUAAACAUAAUACGGGGUACAAUGUAUCUAUAUUUAAUAUAGUUUAUCUACUUUUGGCUCAGACCAAUUAUUGUAUAGGAACUGCCUCGCUUGACAUUACUUUUCUGUCAAAGUAUAUGAUCAACGAUCUAAUGCGAUUAUAAAAACCGUCUCUAUAGACGAUGUUAAAUAGUCGUAAUCCGUGUUCGUCGGUUAAAAAGCUCCGUAAAAAUACCUUUCUGUGUAAUUGAAUGGUGUAAAAAACGGGCAAAAACUUCUAGUUUAGUACAAGAUGUAUACCAAAUCUAAGCUCGUUUUCCUCAGAAAAUGACAGACUAUUUUGUUCGUGACUAUGAGUGCGAUACAGGUCCUUCUAUAAUUGGUCUGAGACUUUUGGAAGUCUGCGCGGCGUUGAAUGUAGUGGUUAGAUAUUCAGCGGACCUAUUAUUAUAGCUUGACAACUUCGUUCGUAGCACUCCCGAUAGUCCGCGU